AACUCGAAAUUUUGGGGUGGGUGCAUCGUACGUGCUUACCAGUGUAUAUUUGUUGAUAAAAAAGAGAUUUUCGGUAAAUAGUUUUGUGUUAAUUUAUCAUGAAGGCCCAAAAGGACUUUCAGAACAAUCGUAAGACUACAGGAAGACGGAUUAUUAGGCACCAUCGAAGGGAAAAAGACCAAGAUCAAGUGAAUGAUAUGCUAAAAUUGUGUUUGCAAAAGAUUUGUGAACUGCAAGCCGAAAUGGAAAUGGAGGAAGACGAUCAACACCACGACGCGGAAGCUGAGGGUUAUGCGGCAUGUGCGGUGGAGGCUUUAAGAUUUCUUUCUUCCCAGGGGCUACCUCCAGACCAUCCUAUGGUAAAAGCUCUUUCUGAAAAACUGCUCCGGAACAGAGACUGAACAUAAUCUUCAUUAGUACUAUGGGAAAACUAGUCAUUAUUUUUAAGCUCUAUUCUUUUAUAUGAAAAUUAAGUAAAUAAGCAUUUUAAAGUGAUAUAUUAUGUAUUUGGGAGCAUAACAGCUUGUUUGCACCGAUUGAAAAACCAUAUUGUGCUGUUGUCUUACCAAAUGGGCGUUUCUAGUCAUUAGUCUUAAAAUUUCAACUAUCUAGUCGUUUUUUGUUUGUAUUUCCUGUAAGUAAUAGUGUAUUUUUAAAUUAUUUUAGGUUAAAUUCAUGCACUGUAUAUAAAUAAAUAAAUCUGAUUUAGUAGUUUUCUA
Messenger RNA from Anthonomus grandis grandis, 719 nucleotides. RefSeq lists its product as uncharacterized. Bases 99 to 401 code for a protein of 100 amino acids. Lineage: Eukaryota; Metazoa; Arthropoda; Insecta; Coleoptera; Curculionidae. The transcript is spliced from 3 exons. The record is from RefSeq and is a predicted model, not a curated record.